GCGGCCGCUGAGCGGUUUGUUUUGCUGACGGUCCGGGCGCCGCGCGGAGGCGGUGCAGGGGAGAGACCGGGGCCCCCCUCCCCCCAUCCCGGUCCCGCCGGGGGGUGGAGCCGCUGCAAGGAGACGUUGUCUGCGGCGGCCCGGGCCUGGGAAUGCGGCGGCGGCGGCUCUGAGCCCUCCCCCCCCCUCCCUCUCCCCGGCCGCCAUGGAGCCGCGGCCGUGACAGCCUGGGGCCGGAGACAGCGCGCCGGAGAGCAGCUCCCCCCGCCCCGCUCCGCCCCGCCUGGGCGCGGGCCCGGCCGCCGCCGAGAUGGAUGAGCAGGAGGCAUUGAACUCCAUCAUGAAGGACUUGGUUGCACUCCAAAUGGGCCGGCGUCACAGGCUGCCUGGCUUUGAUACCAUGAAGAAUAAAGACACUGCUCAUUCCAACAAACAGAAAAAACACAAUGCCAGCAGUCCAGCCCUCCUGAGCAGCCCUACAAUAACAAACCAGUGUGCCUGUGCAGUAGAAGAAAAAAAAAUUCCGACUGAUGUAAGGAUAAAGUUUGAACAUAAUGGGGAAAGACGAAUUAUUCCAUUUGUCCGACCCGUGCGAUAUGAAGAUGUACAGCAGAAAGUGAAAACAGCCUUUGGCCAACCACUGGAUCUCCACUACAUGAACAAUGAGUUAUCUAUUCCCUUGAAAAAUCAAGAUGACCUGGAUAAAGCAGUAGAUAUCUUGGACCGAAGCUCAAAUGUGAAAAGCCUUAGAAUAUUACUGCUGUCCCAGGACAGAAACCAUACUAGUUCUUCACCACAUUCGGGGCUGCCAAAACAAGUCAGGAUCAAAACUUCCCAAUCUAUGGGGGAUGUGAACACAGCCUACCAGCCACCAGAGCCCAGAAGUAGGCUCCUGUCUGUCAGUUCUCAGAACACAGGCCGAAGUUCACCUCCCCCGGGGUAUGUUCCAGAGAGGCAACAGCGAAUUGCUCGCCAGGGCUCUUACACCAGCAUAAACAGUGAAGGCGAGUUCAUCCCAGAGACCAGUGAACAGUGUAUGUUGGACCCUCUAAGCAGUGCUGAAAAUUCCAUAUCAGGAAGUUGUCAGUCCUUGGACAGAUCAGCAGACAGCCCUUCUUUUCGGAAAUCACGGAUGUCCAGAGCACAAAGCUACCCCGACAACAGACAGGAAUUCUCAGAUCGUGAGAAUCAAAUAUAUGACAAAGCAGGGAAAGGGGGGACGUACCCUCGGCGCUACCAUGUCUCCAUGCAACACAAAGAUUACAGUGACGGCCGGAGGACGUUCCCCCGGAUACGGCGGCACCAAGGGAACCUAUUCACGCUAGUGCCAUCAAGCCGCUCCUUGAGCACCAACGGGGAGAAUCUGGGCCUGGCAUUGCAGUACCUGGACCCCCGUGGGCGCCUGCGGAGUGCUGACAGUGAGAAUGCCCUUACCGUGCAGGAAAGGAACAUUCCAACCAAAUCUCCAAGUGCCCCAAUAAACUGGCGACGAGGGAAACUUCUGGGACAGGGUGCCUUUGGUCGUGUGUACUUGUGCUACGAUGUGGACACUGGCAGGGAGCUUGCAGCUAAACAGGUCCAGUUUGACCCAGACAGUCCUGAAACAAGCAAGGAAGUGAGCGCGCUGGAGUGUGAGAUCCAGCUGCUGAAGAAUCUCCAGCAUGACCGCAUUGUUCAGUAUUAUGGCUGCCUCCGGGACCGAGCGGAGAAGACCUUGACCAUUUUCAUGGAGUAUAUGCCUGGGGGUUCAGUGAAAGACCAGCUGAAGGCCUAUGGUGCACUGACGGAAAACGUGACCCGGAAGUACACCCGCCAGAUUCUUGAGGGUGUCUCCUACCUUCACAGCAACAUGAUCGUGCACAGGGACAUAAAGGGAGCCAAUAUUCUCCGUGACUCUGCUGGGAAUGUGAAGCUUGGGGACUUCGGGGCCAGCAAACGGCUGCAGACCAUCUGUAUGUCUGGAACAGGUAUCCGCUCUGUCACCGGCACGCCAUACUGGAUGAGUCCAGAGGUGAUCAGCGGAGAGGGUUAUGGAAGGAAAGCAGACGUAUGGAGUCUCGGCUGCACUGUCGUCGAGAUGCUGACCGAGAAACCACCUUGGGCAGAAUAUGAAGCCAUGGCAGCCAUUUUCAAAAUUGCCACCCAGCCAACCAACCCCCAGCUCCCUUCUCACAUAUCGGAACAUUGCCGGGACUUUCUAAAGCGAAUCUUUGUGGAAGCCCGGCAGAGACCUUCAGCCGAAGAGCUGCUCAGACAUCACUUUGCACAGCUCCUGUACUGAAUUACCUCCCAUGCCAGCAGUUCACUCUGGGCUUUCAAUGCCCCUGCCUGGUGAAACCAUGCAAAUGACCGUUGUGGAGCUGCGUCUUCAAAAUGCUGUCUCAGCUGUCCUAGUCCUCUGGACAAGCGAUGCUGAGGACCCUGGGGUCUGGCCUUGUGUCCUGGUAUGUUUUGCUGGACUGAUGCUCAUUCUACCAAUGGCUGUGCAACACAGAGCUGCAUUUUGUCCUUGUUAGCUUGUGAGGUUGCAGCUGGCUGCAUGUUUUCUGCCGGCACAAGCAGAGGGAUCUAGGAAGCUUCUUGUUGAAUGUACGUAGGCAACAGAAAUCUGGACCAAAGUGGGACCCGGAGGAGCUAUGUUCAGAGUAGAAACAUACGACAGCCACCCAAACCCGCUCUCCACAGCGGGCUUUACAGUGUGGAUCGCUCUGUUUUCCAGACUGCUAGGUCUUUCCAGGCUUCUACAGUCCAAGAAUCCAGCAAAGCCAUGUGUCAUUGAGCACGCGCUCUCUAUAUAAUUAUCUAUUUUUCUUCUUAAGUAUUCAGCAUCUGAAGGUGUUCAGAAAAUAUUGAUUCAGAAAAUAUGUGAAUAGUAUUAUUUUAUAAUGAAACCUGGGGUUCGGGGUGGGAGGGGGAGUUGUUUUGCUAUCCAAAUGUCAGGAUAAUUAGAAAGGAGUUCCAGCAGAACACGUGCUUUAUAGGGCCUGUGCUAAAGGGCUCUCCCAGCGAGGUUAGGGAGUCCAUACUUGACUUUCAAGGCCAAAGUUAUCCUACUCACUGUACCUCCCUAAGACUUCUUGUUCCAAACAAACCUCUUCUGGAAGGGAGAGUUCGCAGGACGGCUUUCCGCUGCACCUGUCUUUUCAAGUGAUAAACUAUAUUUAUACCAAUCCCUUAAACCAAAGAUGAUUUCAAUGCUGCCAGAGAACUUACUUCAGGGAAAGGUUAAAUACUUGCAUUAGGCCAGACUGGCAAAGCUACAUGAAGAAAAUGGGUUGCCCUUCCUUGCAUAGGGAGGAGUUUUCUGGACACUAGUUCACUGGGCGUUCUAGGCUGAAACCAAAGGUGAUCUUUCCCUGCAUGUUUCAGUAUAUGUGGAAAUAUUCGUUUCAGGUUUCUAUGAUCUUUUAAAAAAAACAAAACAAAAACAUGUUAGAGAAGCUUUUGUAACUGAGACAUGUCAGUUAAUGAGGGAAAGGUAAAGAGCAUUUGUCAUGCCUGUCUAAAAUCAACUGGAAAAAUGGGAUUGGUCCCCAAGAGAGAGAGGCAUAAUGUACACAGACCACUUCACUCUGUUGCAGUGGUUCUCAAACUGUGGGUCGGGACCCCAAAGUGGGUCACGACCCUGUUUUAAUGGGGUCGCCGGGGUGGCUUUCUACUUGCUGGGGCCCAAGCCCCACCACCUGGGGCCCAAGCCCAAGCCAGAGUCCUAGGCAGCAUGGCUCAGACUUCAACGUCCGCCCUGGGUGGUGGGGCUCGGGUUACAGGGCCCCUACCCAGGAUUGAAGUCCUCAGGCUUCAGCCCCGCCACCUGCCUCCACCCCACCUGGGGCGGUGGGGCUUGGCCGGGCUCCUCCCCCUCCUGGGGUGGUGGUGUAAUUUUUGUUGUCAGAAGGGGCUUGCGGUGCAAUGAAGUUUGAGAACCCCUGCUCUAUUGUAUCUUGCCAUGGAUAUGUACCAAGCUUCUGACAUCUCUGCCCCUGGUGACUUGCUAGUCUCAAAUGCUGCAUUUUGGUUGGUACACUAGUCCUGGUCUUAGUGACACAGAGGACUGAAGGUAAUAAGACCUCAUUUAAAGGCACACUUGUGGCAGAUUAAGUCAUGGUUUUUAUUAAACAGGCUCCUCACCUAGGAGUAAAUAACACCUUGGGUUAAUAAAACUGAAAAGGCGUAAUCUAAAAUGGCUUUCAUGGACCAAACUGAGAGACAUGUAAGCAAUGAAAGCAGGCUAGUGAUUGUAAUCAGUUUCUAGUCAGUUUCACUUUCAGGCUCUCCGCCACUGACACAAGGAUGCAGUGUUUGGGUUGCAAGCAUCUUUUCAGAAAUUAUUUAAUUCCUGUGGAAACACAUCUGUUGAUUUUACAAAAACCUGGAUUUUGAGCCAAAAUGUUCCAGAUGGUGUCCCUUUUAAAAACAUACAGCCUCACUCUCGGUUGCCCUAUGCAUUGUCAUCACUUGCACCAGUGCAAAGUGGGGGUAUAACACUACCACUCUGCUUUGGGAGCAUUUUACACACACACUUUGCGCUGGUGCAAAUGACCACAUAAGGCGCAGGGCAAUGGAAAAUUGGACUCGUUCUCGAUAGGACUGAGUAGUCCUUCCAUUGGGCCAAUGGCAGCAUUAUUCAAGCCUGUGGUUUUAGCACUUGCAGCCAGCUCUUACCUUUUGAAAUGUACCAAAGAUCAGAGCCUUUUCCUGCUACAGAAUUUAACUUGCAGGUGUACAGCAGCCGUGAGGACCAAUACAGCAUUCUUCUUUGGCCCCUCUUUACCCAGCUUGUCCUCACAGAACUGACCAAGGCCUCGUCUGUGGUCUUUACUUAUUACCCAGCACAUCACUGUUUGGGAGAAUAGAAUAGGGGGCUGAGGAAAUGGUGCAACUUGUUUAACGUUUCAAAGCAACUAAAUCCUCAGGAUCUGUUGUGGCUUUUACCUCAUACGUAUCCCUGGAACGCUGUUCUGGAGCAGAGCAAAUAGCAUUCUGGACUGACGUGCCAAGUCCUUUACCCUGCCAGAGCCUCUGAUCUUAUCCAGAGCUCUGGCACUCCCCACCUAUGCUGAAAUGUGCCUACUCUGCGUAUACACUUGUAUUCCAGUUUUUAUUAAUGGAAGAGUAAAUUGCAGUUGUACAGUGACAGAAGACUUCUGUCUUUGAGAACAUGGUAAGCCAGCUCGGACUUCUUGUAUUCCAGUACCUGACCCAAUGCCGCCCGUUCGGCACAAGUACAAGCCAAAGCAUUACUUGUAUGUUUGGAGAUGCACUUUUAUGAAUGUAGUUUAUAUCGCUCUUUUUUAGCUCUUUUUACAUCAUGUAAACAUUGAUGCCUCAUACUUUUAUUUAUAUCGUAAAAGAUCAUAUUUGGUGAUUUUUAUAUAUAUCGACUCGACUGUUACAGGGGGAAAUAAAUUUGACACCUUUAUGAAUUUAAAAAGGAAAAACAAAAGCAGCUGGUUUUGCAGAGCAUUUGCUGAUGGUGUAGAACGAGUAGUGCCAACCCAAAAUGCCGCCUUUGGUUCCUCACCGGGCCUGUCAGGCACUCGCCCCCAUUCAUGCAAACUGAAAAUCUUCCAUCUGUCCCAAGUGGAGCAACCUUGAGGACUGACUCUCAUUCACACUAGGCCCCGUCCGCAUAAAGGGGCCUUAGAGUGGGCAUUCGUAUCCACU
Molecule: messenger RNA, 5664 nt
Organism: Malaclemys terrapin pileata
Lineage: Eukaryota; Metazoa; Chordata; Testudines; Emydidae
Gene: MAP3K3
Product: mitogen-activated protein kinase kinase kinase 3
Exons: 17
Coding region: 311-2281 (656 amino acids)
Biological process (GO): protein phosphorylation
Molecular function (GO): protein binding; protein kinase activity; ATP binding
Source: RefSeq, a predicted model, not a curated record